AUGGCAGCCGUUGCCAUCACCCAUCUCUCAGACUUGACACCACCAUCCCUCGAACGAACCUGGCUGACAGCACCGCAUCCGACCCUCCCCAUAGUUGCAACCUGCAGUUCUGACAAGACUAUCCGGGUCUAUUCACUCACAAACUUUCGACUUCUCUCGACAAUCACCGGUGGGCAUAAGCGUAGUGUGCGGACAUGUGCUUGGAAGCCGCAUGUGCAGGGUGAAAGUGUUCUGGCGACUGGCAGUUUCGACGCGACCGUUGGGAUCUGGAGACGGUGGGAUAGUUAUGGACGCGGAGGAGAAAGUGGCGCAGAGGAUUGGGGACUCAAUUCUAGGAAUGAUAAAGCUGGAGAAGAUGGCGAGGUUGGAAAUGAUGAUGUUGACGACGAAGACGAAGAAGAAUGGCGCUUCGCCGUCCUCCUCGAUGGCCACGACAGCGAAGUCAAAUCAGUAUCAUGGUCACCAUCAGGAAUGCUCCUCGCAACAUGUUCGCGCGACAAGUCGAUCUGGAUUUGGGAGGACCUGGACGACGGGGAUAACAAUUUUGAGACGGUGGCAGUGAUGCAGGAGCAUGCGGGUGAUGUCAAAUCAGUGGCAUGGCAUCCAGUCGAGGAGUGUCUGGCCAGCGCGAGCUACGAUGAUACAAUCCGGUUGUGGAGAGAGGAUAUUGACGAUUGGGGGCAGGUGGCUUGUCUUAAGGGACAUGAGGGAACGGUCUGGUGUAUUGACUGGGAGGGCGUGGAGAAUGUGCCUUAUUCCCAGCCUGCGUCAGCUUCUUUGGCAGAGCAAUGGAAGACCAGUCACGCCUUAUCUGGUCCUCGUUUGAUUUCCUGCUCUGACGACCGCACUAUCCGUCUCUGGCAAAAGCAGCCGAAAGAGCAACAGCAACAGCAAUUAAAUAUGCCCAGCAUCAUCCGUCCAACAGGAACUGACGAAAUCUGGACGGAAGAGGGUGUUCUGCCGUCGGCGCACGAUCUCUCUAUCUACGCCGUGGCAUGGAGCAAACGAACCGGACUGCUGGCAUCCGUGGGUGCCGAUGGCCGUAUCGUCGUUUACCAGGAGCAAUUCGCCAAUGAACAGCAGGACUCCCCAGCUGGUGAGGCCAUGGACACAACUGAUGACAGCACUGCUUCGCCCUCUCCCCUCCAGACGGGAUGGAACGUCAUUGCGACUUUCGACGGCGCGCAUAGUAUCUACGAGAUCAACCAUGUCGCAUGGGCAAAGCGAGCGGAUCGGGGUCGUGAAGAGGGCAAGGAAGAGGAGGUCCUGGUUACUACUGCUGAUGAUGGGAGUAUCAAGGUUUGGACACUUGGGUUAUGA
Messenger RNA from Aspergillus ruber CBS 135680, 1320 nucleotides. It is a transcript of the gene cia1, whose product is annotated as iron-sulfur cluster assembly protein CIA1. Bases 1 to 1320 code for a protein of 439 amino acids. Gene Ontology annotation, cellular component: cytosolic [4Fe-4S] assembly targeting complex. Gene Ontology annotation, molecular function: protein binding. The transcript has a single exon. NCBI's taxonomy places the organism in Eukaryota, Fungi, Ascomycota, Eurotiomycetes, Eurotiales, Aspergillaceae. The record is from RefSeq and is a predicted model, not a curated record. Gene Ontology annotation, biological process: iron-sulfur cluster assembly.